Messenger RNA from Ogataea philodendri, 1392 nucleotides. RefSeq lists its product as uncharacterized. Bases 1 to 1392 code for a protein of 463 amino acids. Gene Ontology annotation, biological process: transmembrane transport. The transcript has a single exon. Lineage: Eukaryota; Fungi; Ascomycota; Pichiomycetes; Pichiales; Pichiaceae. Gene Ontology annotation, cellular component: membrane. The record is from RefSeq and is a predicted model, not a curated record. Gene Ontology annotation, molecular function: transmembrane transporter activity.
AUGGGUUGUGGAAUUCUUACCACAUACACCCAAAUUGCCAACAUCGCCGGUAUUCAUGGUCUGAUGGUUUACACUAUUUCUGGGGCCAUCCCAAUUUUCCUUUUCUCGUUAUUUGGUCCGCUCAUCAGAAAAAAGUGUCCUGACGGCUUUGUUCUUACCGAGUGGGUGUUUCAGCGUUUUGGUCCCGUCACUGCGUUGUAUCUGUCGGCCUUCACCGUCUUCACCAUGUUCCUUUAUAUGUUGUCUGAAUUGACGGCUAUUGAGUAUGCGAUUGAGGCUCUUACGGGUCUUGAUGCUACUCCGGCCAUGGUGGUGCAGUGUGUUGUGACAACCAUCUAUACUUUCUUCGGAGGGUUCCAGGUGUCGUUUGUCACCGACAGUUUCCAAGCGGUGUUUGUCUUGGUGUUGUUGGUUGUUGGUGUUAUUGCGUAUGCUACGCAGAUAGACAUCAACCUCGACAUCAAACACGCAACUCAGGACCAACUCAUGCAUGCCAACAAGCUGGGAUGGAUGCUCAUGUACAUCUUGCCGGUUGCUAUCAUCACCAACGACUGCUUUAUUGCCGGUUUCUGGUUGCGUACUUUCGCUGCCAAGACGAAUAAAGACCUGGUUAUUGGUUCUUCCAUCGCUGCUGUUGUCACAUGUAUCAUCUGUACUCUUGUUGGACUUCCAGGAAUCAUUGCUGUGUGGACUGGAGAUAUGCAGAUUUAUGACGAUGAGGGAGCCAACGCUUUCUUCAUCUUAGUUUCCAAGAUGGAUAAUUGGGUCAUUGGUGUGAUUUUGAUUUUCUCCAUUGGAAUUUCGACAGCCACCUUUGACUCGUUGCAAAGUGCCACUGCUUCGACUAUUUCGAACGAUUUCUUCAGAAAUAAGGUGGCCAUCAUGUGGGUGCGGUUUUUGGUGAUUGUGAUCAUGGUGCCGUCUCUUGUUGUUGCCAUCAAGGCUGCUACCAACGUUCUGCAAAUCUACCUGAUUGCAGAUCUUGUGUCCGCGUCGGUGAUUCCGAUCAUCUUUCUUGGAUUAUCUGAGAAAUUCAACUUCUUGCGUGGGCUGGAUGUGAUGAUUGGGGGUUUGGGAGCCUUGGUUGCAGUCUUCAUCUACGGUACCAUUUACUACGGCAAUGCCAAAGACGGAGCCAGAUUGCUGCUUGUUUGGAACGGACUUUACUCCGACCAGGACUGGGGUGCGUUUGGAGCGUUUGUGAUUGCUCCUGUUGGAGGUAUUUUGAUCGGAUUUGCCAGUGCUGCUAUUAGGAUCAGUAUACGGGGAAUCACGAGAAGAAUCCGUGGUACCAGAGAUGACGAAUCUGUGGAAGUCCAGCACGAGAUGAUCGACACCGAUGAUAGUAUCAAGAAGAGUCGGUUGCAGGCGUUGAGUGUUGGACUUUUGUGA